Molecule: messenger RNA, 393 nt
Organism: Purpureocillium takamizusanense
Lineage: Eukaryota; Fungi; Ascomycota; Sordariomycetes; Hypocreales; Ophiocordycipitaceae
Exons: 1
Coding region: 1-393 (130 amino acids)
Source: RefSeq, a predicted model, not a curated record
AUGGCAACCAACGUGGCCGUGCUGGAGCUCCUCACACCGGGAACCGACCGCACGUUUCCGGCUCUCCCCAUACGCAUGUUUGUGAUACUCGCCCUCGUUGGCAUCUUGGGUCUCACGUGCCCUUUCACCAUGUGGGAAUACCACCGCAGCCUGCACGCCCGUCUGUACAUGGAUGUGAGUCCACGGCUAGCGGCCAAACUCAUCAUGGACAUGACUGCCCGGCCCGCCCUCUUCGCCCUCAUGGUUCAGUCCUAUUUCUAUUCGGCGAUGCUUCUACGGUGCAUCGCGUAUCCAACUUCGUACGAUUUGCUCUUCUUCCUUGUGACGCCGUGGCUGCUUUUGUGUAUCCUGCCUGGCCUACUUGUAGGAACAACGUCGCACGCCGUCAUCUGA